AUGAAGGCAGCACGGACUGGUCCCAUAUAUUCUCUCGCGGCGCAGAAGCGAGCUCGCAUGAUGAGUGAUGCCAAUGAUUCCACGUCAUCGCUCGGAGGCGAAUCAGGAGCUUCGACACCACUCAAUCUGAGUGACGGAGACUUGAUGCCUCCUCCUGCUUACAAUGCUCAUAUACCUCAACAAUUCAGCGAAAAAUCUGACACAACCACACUGCCAACGAGUAAUGCCAGUAUAAAUGAUACCCUUACAGGGUCAGCAAGUCAAAACUCGUUUCAUUUGGGCACCUCAACCUCUCCUGGUGGCAUCAGAAUCAAUAUUCAGAACAACAUCAACUACCAUAAUUACAAUAUAUUCGACUCGACAGCUGCUACUGUCUCUGGAAUACAGAAUGGAUUAUGGAAUGCUUCGACUUCAACUACUCGUUCAUUCUCUGCGAGAUGGGAUGGGCAGGGCCCUGGAGAGACCAUCAAGUUUGUACUGCUGUGUCUAGCAUGGUACACAUCCUCAGCCAUAACAAACAAUCUGAGUAAACAAAUCAUGAACGUCUAUCAGCAUCCAGUCACACUCACAUACGUCCAAUUCGCAAUGGUGGCGUUCUUUGCCUUCUCUACAGCCGUAUUGAAGAUUAUACCCAACACGACUAUAACAUGGCCAUCACGACAUGUGCUAGCCACUGCUGCGCCGUUGAGUUUAUUUCAGGUUGCUGGACAUGUAUUCUCUAGCGUAGCAUUGUCAAUGGUGUCUGUGUCGUUUGCUCAUACCAUCAAGGCUCUGUCGCCGCUCUUCACUGUUUUGAUGUAUCGCUUCUUCUUUGAAGUACAAUAUGCACCACGAGUAUACUUUUCGCUUCUACCACUAACUGCUGGAGUCAUGCUGGUCUGCUCCAACGGAAUAAGCUUCAACUGGAUUGGCUUCCUAAGUGCGCUGGCAGCAACUAUAAUAUUCGUGACUCAAAACAUCUUUUCUAAGAAACUGUUUACGACGGGCCAUCACCAUCAUCAUACCGAUCAACAAAUACCGACACCAGGUGGUGUAAAGAAAUCGGAAGGACAACAUAAAAAGCUAGACAAGAUAAAUCUAUUAUUCUAUUCAUCAUUUUUAGCAUUUUUAUUCAUGACGCCACUAUGGUUGUACUCUGAUGGACUCGGCAUGCUUAUAUCGCAUGUAGAAUCAUCAUCAGUAGCAGCAGAUGCCAUCAAUACUAGCAGCAAUGGUGGUUUUAGUGUAGCAGCUCUCUUUUUUAUGAAUGGUGUAGCCCACUUUGGACAAAAUCUCCUAGCAUUCUGGCUCUUGUCACUCGUAUCGCCCGUAACGUAUUCCGUGGCUUCAUUACUGAAGAGGAUUUUCGUAAUUGUAUCAUCCAUCUUUUGGUUUUCGGAUUCUGUCACGUCUAGUCAGUUUGCUGGAAUGUGUCUCACAUUCUUUGGAUUGUGGAUGUAUCAAAAGGCUAAACAGGACAUUACGAUAUCGGAAAUAGUGCUGGAGAAGGAGGAAUUCCGAUUGGUAUAA
Synchytrium microbalum is the source of this 1509-nucleotide messenger RNA. RefSeq lists its product as uncharacterized. Gene Ontology annotation, biological process: phosphoenolpyruvate transmembrane import into Golgi lumen. NCBI's taxonomy places the organism in Eukaryota, Fungi, Chytridiomycota, Chytridiomycetes, Synchytriales, Synchytriaceae. The record is from RefSeq and is a predicted model, not a curated record. Gene Ontology annotation, cellular component: endoplasmic reticulum; Golgi apparatus. The transcript has 4 exons. The coding region runs from base 1 to 1509 and encodes 502 amino acids. Gene Ontology annotation, molecular function: antiporter activity; phosphoenolpyruvate transmembrane transporter activity.